Haplochromis burtoni (Burton's mouthbrooder) is the source of this 2794-nucleotide messenger RNA. Its product is annotated as ephrin type-A receptor 8-like. The record is from RefSeq and is a predicted model, not a curated record. Gene Ontology annotation, biological process: axon guidance. Gene Ontology annotation, molecular function: transmembrane-ephrin receptor activity; protein binding. Gene Ontology annotation, cellular component: neuron projection. NCBI's taxonomy places the organism in Eukaryota, Metazoa, Chordata, Actinopteri, Cichliformes, Cichlidae. The coding region runs from base 1525 to 1965 and encodes 146 amino acids. The transcript is spliced from 3 exons.
CAAAAACCUCUUUUUCAAGGGAGUCCAGGCCAAGAGGCAGCACAUUUCAAAACAAAUACAUACGAACAAACAAAGUUAAAAUUACACAAAACAAUUACACAUUAUUGAGGCAGUCUGUAGGCCUUUGAGUUUAGUUUUAAAAACAUUUAAAGACAACAGUUCAGUCAGUUUCCAGUCUUUCUGUAACAGGUUCCACGAAAAAGGCGCAGAGUGGACAAAGGCUUUCUUACCCAGCUCUGUGGGGACAAGGGGAACAGACAGAUCAUUUGAACGCAAGGAGUAAGAACCACUAUUUGUCCUUGUGAGCAAAGUACAAAUAUAAGGAGGCAGCAAUCCAAGCAUAGCUUUGUAAAUAAAAGUGUACCAAUGCCUUAUAUAUGUGCUUUGGGUGUCUCUGUUCUCUUUAGCUGCUUAUGAAGUAUUGUAAAGUGUAUUUUACCUGUACACUCAUCAUUAUCAUAAAGUCAGGUGAAUUGGACUUUCACCCUACACUGAAAUCUGAUUCUAGACCCUCACAUUGACUAAUUUGACUAAAAAUGUGGGAUUUGACAGUUAUGUGUCAACCAGCUAUACAGUUUCAGGCAUAUCUGCAUGUGAAAUGAAAUGCAAAUGGAUGCUAAUUAAAAUGCCUCGUUUACAUUUGUUGUGCUUGUGAAUACAAAAAUAGUCUGAGCGGUAUGUUUAGUAAGGCAGAGGCCUCUUCUUGGAAAGAUGCAGAACAGUGCCCAAUGAUGCAUUUAAAUACAUGAUUUUGAACUUAAUAUUCUUGUUUAUUGUACUUCAUAAAAUCUGAACAUUUUCUGGGUAUCUGUAGAUAGACGAAUUUAGGAGUUCAGCUGACAGGUACUGUAUAUCUGCCACCUCCAUACAGGAAAGGAGUGAAAGGGGCUUCCUGUGAUUGACUUUCUAUCUAAGGCUGAAUGUAGAUGCAAGGAAGUGUAACACACAUAAGCACUUUUGGAAAUACCAAAGCAUUGCACUUACUAUUCCUCCUGUAAUGCUAUAAUUACCCACCAACGGUAUUCAGUAAACAGUGUAAAUCAGAUCACAUGCAUGUACAUGAGGCGGAUUACAUUAAAGGAAAUGCUCCCCAUCGGAAUUCCGUAAAGUGAAUUCCAACAAUGCUGAAAUGUAGAUCUUGUGAUUGCAUGUGUAUAUCGUGCACCAGCACGAUCAGGUGGAAUGAAUCAGCAUAUUUAAGAUCUUUAAGUUUAACAGAUUAAAAACAAGAAAAAAGAUGCUUUUCGGAGAAAAAGAAUGUGAAGGUCAGGUUUUUUCUGACUGGCAAACAUUUGUCACUCCAACACACGCACAAGAUAAUGAGGUUUGAAAUCACCACCAAUCAUCUGGAAACUGAGACCUUGCUCUUCACAUUCUCUGAGAUUCAUAUACAGCACAUGACGCAUCUGCUGCUUGACUGCCGCCUCUGUGACGGCACUCGCCUCAUGUUUUAUUUGAUGUCAAAACUAAUGAUCACAAAAGAAUGCAUGAUCAUAUAGAAAAUAGAAACUAUGAAUCUGAGAAAUGCAGGAACGUCUGACUAACCUGAGAAUGUUUGCUUCUCUGUCGUGCUCUCUCUUUCCACAGUGGGAUGCCAUUAAUGAGAUGGACGAGUACUUCAGUCCUAUCCACACAUACCAGGUCUGUAACGUGAUGAGCCCGAGCCAGAACAAUUGGCUGGUGACAGGCUGGAUCCCUCGGGAAGGAGCCAGGAGGAUCUACAUCGAGGUCAAGUUCACCCUGAGAGACUGUAACAGCAUGCCUGGAGUACUGGGCACCUGCAAGGAAACUUUCAACCUGUACUACUACGAGUCUGACAGAGCGGUGGGCUCAGCCAUACGGGAGAACCAGUUCAUUAAGAUUGACACCAUCGCUGCUGACGAGAGCUUCACAGGGGUGGACCUGGGAGUCAGACGACUCAAACUCAACACAGAGGUACGAGUAACUCAGCAAUACUACAGGUGAAUGUCAGUCCAGGCUUUCAAAGCAAAAUCUCACGUUGGAUUGUAAGUUAGCAUGCACACCUCCACACAAGUUCAAAACAAGUUGGAAGCAUCCACAUCCACAGGAGAGCCUCUUCCAGUCACGUUACUCAAACUGUUUUGAGCUCGCGUCUAGCUGUGAGAGAAAACAAAUAGCAGCACUUGGCUCAGUGUUUUCAGAUGUGAUUUGAUAUUGACAACAGCUUCAAAUUUGAUAUAGGAUAGUGGUACUACACUAUUAUUGAUACCUAACUCUGUUGGAAGCAGAACAAUCAGUAUUAGGACAUUUACUUAGUUAUCAGCUAACGCUAGCAAGCUGGGUUAGCAAGCUUCAUGAAACCAUUGUAUAAAUGCAAUACAGUGUACUAAUUGUACUAAUACAAACCGAAUGUUACUCAGCAAUACUGAAGCCUUUUCUGAGUCUCAUAGAAGGCCAUAUAACAACCACAUUAACACAGCUGAGAGAGCCAGUAGUGUGGUGUGACUUAGCCUCAAAAUUAGCUAUCAGAAGGAGCUUUAGCUAUAAAUUUUAUAUGACAGUGAAGCUUAUAACAGGCCCAAAUGUUUUUUUCUAUCUGGGUGUAAACAUGUCAUUUUCAUGACUGAGGUUAGGAUUCACAACAGUGGAGAGUGUAUGAGGUUCCACAGCAGGAACUGUAGUCUUUUUAUAUCUUAGAUUUAGAAAUUUAAAGCUGAAUUUUUGCCUUGUUUCAGGUCAUCUCACCAUAUCACCUUGCAAAGAAAUAUUUAAUUAGAGUAUUUAAAUUCAGUUUCUUUUUUCAUGUAGACAUUAAUUUUUGUUUUUACAAAUA